Messenger RNA from Helianthus annuus (common sunflower), 2133 nucleotides. RefSeq names its product cysteine-rich receptor-like protein kinase 10. Gene Ontology annotation, molecular function: protein kinase activity; ATP binding. The record is from RefSeq and is a predicted model, not a curated record. The transcript has 7 exons. NCBI's taxonomy places the organism in Eukaryota, Viridiplantae, Streptophyta, Magnoliopsida, Asterales, Asteraceae. Gene Ontology annotation, biological process: protein phosphorylation. Bases 1 to 1965 code for a protein of 654 amino acids.
AUGAAAAUCCUCAUCUGGAUACUCCUAUUACCAUUUUUAACCAACAACUUUCAUCUGGCCACUGGUCAGGAUGAGUUUUGGGGACAUUACUGCGGUUCCAACAACUACACGCGAAACUCAGCCUACAAACAAAAUCUGGACGACGUACUAUAUUCUUUAACAGGAACAAAUAACGGCUUCGGGUUUUACAAUUCGACGUCUGGACAAGCUAAAGCGGCCGCCCUUUGUCGCGGAGACAUCAUGCCAGAAAGAUGCCGAAGAUGUGUAGACGAUGCUACUCGUCAGUUGCGACAAGUUUGUCCGAAUCAGAUCGAGGCUGGGGGAUGGUACGACGCAUGUUUCAUACGGUAUUCGAAUAGAACUAUAGAUGGUGGAGUUGGUUAUUAUUUUUACAACGGGAACAAUGUUUCGGAUUCAAGCUUUGAUCAGUGGAAUCAAACAGUGGUUGAUUUGCUCGGUGAGUUGCGGUCAGAGGCUGAGGGUGGUGGGCAGCUCCGGAAAUAUGCUUCUGGGAAUAUAACGGUACCGGGAUUGUGGACUGUUUAUGGGAUGAUGCAGUGUACUCCUGAUUUAUCGGAAACCGAAUGUGAUGAUUGCUUGGUUAGAUCCAGUGGUGAGAUUAGACGGUUUGCUAGAAGUUUGGGGGUAAGAGUUUACAAGACUAGUUGUGUUAUCCGGUAUGAGACUUAUCCGAUCGUUAAUUCGACAUGGUUUCCGGCACCAAGUCCUAAAGGAAAUAAGAAAAGCAUCAAUGUUGGAGUCAUCAUCGGUCCAAUAUUAGCGUUGGCAGCGGCAAUCACUGUGGCGGUCAUCUUCUUUCUUUUCCGACGACACCAGAAACGGAAGCAAAAAGGUACACUAUUACCAGAGUUUCAAGUGGGAUUUAGUGAUGAAUCAAACAGAGAAAGUAUACAUGAAAGGGAAGACGAAGACACCGGAGAGAUGAAUUCCUACGAUCUAAGUACUAUGCAGGUUGCUACCAACAAUUUUUCCUUGGAAAAUAAGCUCGGAGAAGGUGGUUUUGGUCCUGUUUAUAAGGGUAAACUACAAGAUGGAAAAGAAAUAGCCGUAAAACGGUUAUCUAGGAACUCCGGGCAAGGUCUUGUAGAGUUUAAGACCGAAGUAAACUUAAUUAUAAAGCUUCAACACAAGAAUUUAGUUCGGCUUUUGGGUUACUGUGUAAAAGGCUCCGAACGACUUCUCAUAUAUGAGUUUAUGGCUAACAACAGUCUGGACACCUUCCUCUUUGAUGCUAACAAGUGUAAAGAACUAGACUGGACUAUGCGUUCCAACAUUGUAAUUGGAAUUGCAAAGGGACUUCGCUACCUGCACGAAGACUCACGCCUUAAAAUUAUUCAUCGGGACAUGAAGGCGAGUAACAUUCUUUUGGAUAACGAGAUGAACGCAAAAAUUUCUGAUUUUGGCACUGCUAGAAUUUUCGGAGGCAAUCAAAUAGAAGCCGCUACCAAUAGAAUUGUUGGAACUUAUGGAUACAUGGCACCAGAGUAUGCCAUGGAAGGACUAUUCUCAACAAAAUCGGAUGUCUACAGUUUUGGAGUCUUGUUGUUAGAAAUCGUUUCUGGACAACGGAAUAAUCGUUUCUUUUACCAAGGGCAACCCCAAAACCUCCUCUCAACGGCAUGGCGCUUAUGGAAUGAAAGCAAAGGAGAAUUACUGAUAGAUCAUCGCGUAAUUCAAACUUUGGCAACUGACAAAGUUCUUAGAUGGAUCAAUAUCGCUCUAUUAUGUGUCCAAGAAGACCCUCAAGACCGCCCAACUAUGUCAUCAGUUGUUUUCAUGCUCGAAGGUCAAUGGUCGGCUAAUCUUCCUACACCAUCAGAACCACCAUUGUCAUUUGCUAGAUUUGCAUCCGUCUUCGAACAAACUAAGACAACAAGUGACCAGAGUACACAUAUCUCCGUGACAAGUACCAGUUCCACUACGGCUUCCAUUCCAGGUAGCUAGUUGAAGGUCGUCACCGCCCAUCAGAAGAAGAUCGUAACUUAUUGCUUUUGUGUUUAGUGUAGUUGAUGUUUUUUUUUUAUAAUUUUUUUUUGCAUAUAAAUUUGAGUAAUUCAUAUGUUGCAUUUUGUUGUCUAAUUUAAUGUUUCCUUUUUUUCUUUUGAAUCUGAC